Elaeis guineensis (African oil palm) is the source of this 2532-nucleotide messenger RNA. Its product is annotated as pentatricopeptide repeat-containing protein At5g66500, mitochondrial. Gene Ontology annotation, biological process: RNA modification. The record is from RefSeq and is a predicted model, not a curated record. Gene Ontology annotation, molecular function: protein binding; RNA binding. NCBI's taxonomy places the organism in Eukaryota, Viridiplantae, Streptophyta, Magnoliopsida, Arecales, Arecaceae.
AUGAAGUUUUCUCGCUCCAUCUUCUCCCAUUGGCGUUUCAUUCGUCCGUCUGGGAGAAACAUCUUCACUCACCAUUCGUUCGGCCAAACGCCCCAAAAGGAUUUUUCCUCUUAUCUCAACGCCGACAACCCCAUCUCCGCUCUUCUCCUUACACUCCGCGGCGGCAUCCCUCUUCGAGCCCAUGACUUUCCUUCCGUUCUGGCCGCGUGCUCCUCCUUCCCCAACCUCGGUCGCCAAGUCCACACUCUCAUGCUCAAGGCCGCCAUCCAUUCCCAACCCGUUCCCGCCACUGCCCUUCUUGAUAUGUACUCCAAAUGCGGCCAUGUCGAGGACGCGCUUUUAAUCUUUGAUGAAAUGCCCGUGAGGGAUGCCGUUGCCUGGAACGCCCUCAUCUCCUGCCUCGUCCGCCACGGCCUCACCUCCGAUGCAAUUGCGGCCUUCCACUCGAUGGUUGAUGACGGAAUCGUAUUCACCGGGCACACGUUGUGCGCUGUACUAAAAGCUUGUGCCUCCAUGCGUGCCCUUCGGCAGGGGAAGCAGAUCCAUUCUUGGGUAGUCGGCAAUGGUUAUAGUUCCGUCGUCAUGGGUACUGCACUGAUUGAUUUCUAUUCGAGUUUUGGGAUGAUCCAGGAUGCUAUGGAGGUCUUUACCAGAUUGAAUUGCCCGAAGGAUGUUGUGGUUUAUAAUGCUUUAGUUGGUGGAUGCAUCCAAAACCGGCAGUACAAAGAGGCAUUUACAAUGCUCAGAAAUAUGAGGCCAAAUGGGAUCACGUUGACCUCUGCUCUCUCUGCUUGUUCAGAGUUGUUGAAUUUGUCCUACGGGAAGCAAAUACAUUGUGUGAUGAUACGCCGUGGCUUUGGUUCAGAUGUUAUCUUGUGUAAUGCCCUUAUGGACUUGUAUGCAAAAUGUGGAGAAAUAACAGCUGCUCACUUGGUCUUUAAGUUGAUCACUGAAAAGAAUGUGGUUUCUUGGACUUGUAUAAUUGAUGCCUAUGGGAGUCAUGGACAUGGGACUGAAGCUUUAAAGUUGUUUAGGAUGAUGGAAGAACGAAAAUGUCGUGAUGUUACACCAAAUGCUGUGACAUUUCUCGCUGUACUUACGGCUUGUGCUCAUUCAGGUCUGGUGGAUGAGGGGCGGCUCUGCUUCUUUUCGAUGAGAGAUAAGUAUGACAUUGAUCCAGGUCCAGAGCAUUAUGCCUGUUUCAUUGACCUGCUGGGCCGGGCAGGGAGAAUAGAGGAAGCAUGGGAUCUUUAUUGUGGGCUGAGUGAAAGUGCUAAUAAGCUGACACCUGCUGUAUGUGUGGCUAUGCUGAAUGCUUGCAGAAUUAGUAUGGAUUUGGUGAAAGGGGAGCAUGUUGCAAAGCAUCUUCUGUAUCUGGACUCUGAUAAUCCUGGAAGUUAUGUCUUGGUUUCAAACUUUUACGCAGCUGUUGGAAGGUGGGAAGGGGCAGAGGACUUGAGAAAGCAGAUGAGGGGCAAAGGGCUGAAAAAGGAGGUAGGUAGCAGCCAGAUUGCCGUCAAAGGUUGCAGCUGAGAUAUUGUGUUCAACUGGCUAGUUUCUCAGUUUAAAGAGAAUCUCACAAAUUUGAAAGGGAAUUUCUCAUCGCAACAUCAGAACAUUUCAGAAGCUGCAAUAUACGUUGUAAUACCUCCGGACAGAUGCGGGUGGCAGUGGUUAAUGUCAGGACAUCAGAAUUGAAUGGGAACUUCGAAGCAGCAUGUACAUUUGAAAAUUGGUCAUUUUGUAAGCAAUGUAGCUGAUGGAGGCAUCUGAAAAAUUAGAACUUAAAUCCUUUUGGAAUCUGUAGAGACUCCAUGAUUCUCUGUGGCAUUUGAGAUGACAUUUGGACUACCAAUUAGAUGGGUUCGCUGGAAUUGUAAUGAAUUAUGCUCCAGUUGGCAGGGUCAAAGCUGCAGUGCUGCUGCAUUUGCAGGUAUUGGUUCAAAGUUCCAAGUCCUGUUGGACACCUUAGACUGGUCCCUGUCUUGGGACAAGCCUUGAUUCUUGGAGGUGAAGUUGAAGCAGAUUGGAUGAGAACAGUGUCACAAGUUUUGCUUGCAUACAACCCAUACCUCAUUGCCUUCCUAAUUACACAUAAUCCGUGAUGUGCUUGCAGUGAUUGAGAAAGGAGUGACAAAAGAUGUUAUAAUAAACACCAAUGAGAUCUUUGUAUCAGGUAAGUGAGGCAGCAACAAAUUCUGUGAACAUGGUGUGUACUCGAGCCAGGCAUCAUUGUAUCCAGCCUAAAAUGCUUCUCAAAUAGAAUCCACAAGAAAAUUUUUCUUAAUGAAUUUAGUAUGUGAUCAUAUAUUGACUUCCAUUAAAAGUCCAGCUAGCAUGGUUCUUGUACAUCUACCAUUUACUUUAUAGCAUGAUUACUAAUGUCUUCAGGUCUUAAGACCACUUACCAGCUCUGCAUGUAGAAGUUGCAUCUUAGAUGAAUGUUGUUGUUUCAGGAAGUUCACUGUUGAUGUAUAUGAUUCAGUGUAAAAGCGAACCAAUGAUGAUUUUAACCUUAAGCAACCCCUUGCU